Bombyx mandarina (wild silkworm) is the source of this 1942-nucleotide messenger RNA. It is a transcript of the gene PIG-U, whose product is annotated as phosphatidylinositol glycan anchor biosynthesis class U. Gene Ontology annotation, biological process: attachment of GPI anchor to protein. The record is from RefSeq and is a predicted model, not a curated record. Gene Ontology annotation, cellular component: membrane; GPI-anchor transamidase complex. NCBI's taxonomy places the organism in Eukaryota, Metazoa, Arthropoda, Insecta, Lepidoptera, Bombycidae.
UAGGCUUGUUUCCUUUCCAAUGUCGAACGAAAAGUCAGAAAAAGAUAGUAAUUGGGAUGAAAACGAAUUAAAACGAUUGAAGUAGUAUAUAUAACGAAGUCAAUAUUAUGUACCACAUACGUCCUUUACAUUGCAAAUAUUAAUAAGUAAUUAAUCAAAAAAUGGGUGCGGUUGUAAAAUAUGUAAUAGCCGGCUUAGUUAGGUAUUGGCUUAUUCAUACAGACUUUUGGCAUACACUAUCCAAUAGGGUAGAAAUAGCGACUCCCUUAAAUUCAUGGAAGAGGUUAAUUGAAGGUGUUUAUUUAUACGACCAAAACAUUAAUCCGUACGAAGGAGAUGCUUUCCACGAAUCACCGAUAGUGUUAGUGAUUUUCCAUUAUCUUUUAAAACAUGUCCCGUAUAGCCUACCAUUUAUAUUCAGUGCAAUGGACCUCCUCACUGCGUAUCUUCUCUACAAAACCUCGAGAGGUUUUGUCAGAAUCUUCCUUAACUGUCAAGAGAAAUAUUUAUCAGAUGUGUCUCAGGAAUCAAAGGAUAUGGUUAUGACAGAAAGUCAGUUAAAAGAGACAUCUGAAUAUGUUCUGUCUGUCUAUUUAUUUAAUCCAUACUCUAUAUUGAACUGUGUUGGGAUGACAACAACAGUUUUGCAGAAUAUGUUGUUAGCUGCAGCACUUUGUGGUGCGGCUCAUGGAUAUGUGAUAAUAUCCUGUGCGUUCUUAGCCUUUGCUACUCAUCAAGCAUUAUACCCUGUCUUACUGAUAGUACCAACGGCUAUGAUAUUGGCUGAAGUGAACAAGGGAUGUAAUAAAUGUUCAUAUAUUAAAACAUUGUUGGCCUUUGUUUUGAGUUGGAGCUUUGUGGUUUAUAUAUCUGCAUUUAUAAUGGAUGGUUCUUAUAAUUAUGUUUACAAUACAUAUGGUUUUAUAUUGACUGUUCCAGACCUAAAACCAAAUAUUGGACUUUUUUGGUACUUUUUCACGGAAAUGUUUGAGCACUUUAGAUUACUGUUUGUAUGUGCUUUCCAAAUAAACGCCCUGAUACUGUACAUAGUACCAUUGACUUUGCGAUUUAAGAAGGAACCAAUAUUAUUGGUGACUGUGCUAUUAGCACUGUCAACUGUAUUCAGAUCUUACCCUUGUGUGGGUGAUGUUGGCUUCUAUAUGGCAUUCAUACCAAUGUGGAAACACCUUUUUACAUUUAUGCAACAAAAAUUUAUUGUGGCCUGUGCAUUCAUCAUUACUUCAGCUUUGGGACCGACAGUAUGGCAUUUGUGGAUAUAUUCUGGAUCAGCUAAUGCCAACUUUUUCUUUGGUGUCACCUUAUCUUUUGCAACAGCACAAAUAUUCCUUAUAACUGACUUAUUGUUUGCAUAUAUUAAAAGAGAAUAUACUCUUAAGAAUGGAUCUUCGAGGACCAUUGAUGGAAAACCUGCCAAAUUAGUUCUGCGAUAAUUACUGAACUGUAAACUGAAAUGACAGAAAUAUGCAUAAAACUUGUACAAUGACUUCUUAUGUGUGCAGCUUUAGCAUUCAGAAAAAAAAUGACAGUUAUGCAGAUGUCUGAAUGAUACAUUCGUGCAGUAAUAUAUUACAUAUUGAAGACCAAAAAAAUUUUUCAUUCUUUAGUAACAUCUCCAUAUCACCAUUUCGUUGAAUAGAGUAUGUUGAUCAGUUGAGACAGUAUACAUUCAUUCAAUUCAGCAUUUAAAUUAGUAAUUUUAGGGUAUUAUAAUAUAAGACAAGAAGCAAAGACUUGUAUAACUAAUGACUGUAACUAAAUUAAUGAUAAAAGGCAUACAAUCUUUUAAGUACAGCUAAAAUAUUUUCUAUAUCUGACUGUCACUUAGUACCAUUCAAUAUUUAUAAUUAAUAUCGACGCUUGAAAGACAAAAGUGACUAAGCGACAAUGCGUGAACUUUACAGUAGACUAAUAUAAAGUUGAA